This is a messenger RNA of Penicillium macrosclerotiorum, 1599 nucleotides long. Its product is annotated as GNL3/Grn1 family GTP-binding protein. Gene Ontology annotation, molecular function: GTP binding. Gene Ontology annotation, cellular component: nucleolus. NCBI's taxonomy places the organism in Eukaryota, Fungi, Ascomycota, Eurotiomycetes, Eurotiales, Aspergillaceae. The record is from RefSeq and is a predicted model, not a curated record. Bases 1 to 1599 code for a protein of 532 amino acids. The transcript is spliced from 3 exons.
AUGGUCAAGCUAGGCAAAAACUCCAAGCGUGUGCCUGUCCGGUUGAGACACAAGAUCGAGAAGGCCGCUGUUGCAAAGCAGAAGAAGCAGAAGAAACUUGCAAAGAAGAACCCGGAAUGGCGGUCUAAGAUUAAGAAGGAUCCCGGUAUCCCUAAUCUGUUCCCGUUUAAGGACAAGCUUCUCCAUGAUAUCGAGGAAAAGAAGCGCAUGAAGGCGGAGGAGCAGGAGCGCAUCCGCGAGGAGGCCCGCGCCCGUCGAGCUGAGGCCAAGCAGGCUCAGAGUGGCAACCAAGGCGUGGAGAUCACAGAGGACGACCUGCUGGAUGAGGAUAUGGACGCGGAUGGUGAUGAAUCAAACCCCAUGGCGGCGCUUCUCGCAUCGGCGCGGGCGCGGGCUGUGGAAUACGAUGAGGAAAAUGGGAGCGAAGAUGAGCAGAUGGACGAAGAUGACGAUGAUGAGAUGGAUGAGGAUGAUGAUGAGGGUGGCGCCAUGCUUGACAUUGCCCCCGAGCUGGUCACCGGACAGAACUUCACCAAGGAGAGCUCACGGCGUCAAUUCGACAAGGUUUUCAAGCAAGUCACGGAAGCGGCCGAUGUGGUGCUCUACGUGCUCGAUGCACGCGACCCCGAGGGUACUCGGUCGAAGGAAAUCGAGCGGGAGAUUAUGGCUGCCGACGCCGGCAACAAGCGACUGAUCCUCAUUCUCAACAAGAUCGACCUUAUCCCGCCGCCUGUCCUCAAGGCUUGGCUGGUGCAUCUGCGCCGAUACUUCCCCACCCUGCCGUUGAAGGCUUCCAACGGCUCGGGCAAUGCUCACACCUUCGACCACAAGCAAUUGACCGUCAAGGGUACCUCAGAGACCCUCUUCCGCGCGCUCAAGGCGUACGCCAACGCCAAGCAGCUGAAGCGUUCCAUCUCCGUUGGUGUCAUCGGUUACCCGAACGUCGGCAAGUCGUCCGUGAUCAACGCCCUGACCGCACGUCUCAACAAGGGCUCCAGCAAUGCCUGCCCAACUGGUGCCGAGGCUGGCGUGACCACCAACCUGCGUGAUGUCAAGCUCGAUAACAAGCUGAAGCUGAUUGACUCGCCCGGAAUUGUUUUCCCCAGCGCCAAUGGUAAGACCUCCAAGAAGGCCAAGGAGAACGAGCAGGCCCGCCUGGUCCUGCUUAAUGCCAUUCCACCCAAGCAGAUCGAGGACCCUAUUCCUGCAGUCCAACUGCUGAUCAAGCGUCUCUCGUCCUCGGAAAACCUGAUUGCCAAGAUGCUCGAGGUGUACGGCAUCACGUCCCUCUUCCCCGGCAAUGGCGAUAAGACCACCGACUUCCUGAUCCAGGUGGCCCGCAAGCGUGGACGUCUGGGCAAGGGUGGCAUCCCGAACGUGCAGAGCGCUGCCAUGACAGUCAUCAACGACUGGCGCGAUGGCCGCAUCCAAGGCUGGGCCAAUGCCCCGGUGCUGCCUGUGGUUGCCCCGGCCCAGGCUGUCAGCGCUGCUACCACCGGCGCGGACACCACCCAGAUCGUCACAGAAUGGGCGAAGGAAUUCAAGAUCGAGGGUCUCUGGGGCAACGGCGAAGGUGAUGACGAGGAGAUGGCCGAGUAG